This is a messenger RNA of Oppia nitens, 1336 nucleotides long. RefSeq lists its product as uncharacterized. The record is from RefSeq and is a predicted model, not a curated record. Gene Ontology annotation, molecular function: UDP-glycosyltransferase activity. NCBI's taxonomy places the organism in Eukaryota, Metazoa, Arthropoda, Arachnida, Sarcoptiformes, Oppiidae. Bases 596 to 1336 code for a protein of 246 amino acids. The transcript is spliced from 2 exons.
UUUCAAUACAGUGAUGUCAUUAUAUUACAUGUAUUGUAUGCAAUAGUUAAUGUUAGUUCGGGUAGUUGGUCAGUUCGGGUAGUUGAUCAGUUCGGUUAGUUGGUUAGUUCGGUAAGUUGGUCAGUUCGGUAAGUUAACCAGUUCGGGUAGGUGGCCAGUUCAGGUAUGUGGUCACUUCGGGUGGUUGGUCAGUUUGGGUAUUUGGUCAGUACGGGUGGUUGGUCAGUUCGGGUAUUUGGUCAGUUCGGGUAGUUGGUCAUCAGUACGGGUAGUUGGUCAGGUUAGGUUCGGGUAAGGUUCAGGUAGAGGUAGUGGUGACGUCAUUGGUGUAGUACACUUAGGUUAGGUUAGGUGGAGUCACGUGAUCUCCGUCACCUAUUCUCCGUCAUACUGUUAUAUGGGGGAAAGCACUGUGCUUUCCCCUUCCGUCACCCUUAUGUCGUAACUACUAUCGGGAAUCCCGUGGGUAAUAGUAUGCAGUUGUAAUCCGUUAACGUUUAUACGGGACAAUAGAACACCACCAGCUUUUUCGGGUUAUCCGACAACUGGUCCGAUCAAUGAGUGGCAAACAUUUACUAAUGUAUAUAAAGAAGGAAUGCAAGAGUCGUGGGAAAUGAUGAAUGACGAUGAAGUGGCCAAUGGUUUACCGCCUUUAAAGGAAAUGUCAUAUAUUAAUAAUUCAAAAUAUCUGAAUAUAUACGGCUAUCCAUUGGAAUUAGAUUAUCAAGAUAUUAGACCAUUGCCUGAAAAUUGGUAUCGUUUUGAUAAUUUUAUGAGAAGCGAUCAGCAUUUGCCGUUUGAAUUACCGGAACAAUUGAGGGACAAACCGGGAAAACUCAUAUAUUUUUCAUUGGGUUCUAUGGGCGGCACAGAUGUCGAUAACAUGAAACGCUUAGUCGGUAUACUUGCAAAAUCUAAGCACAGAUUUAUUGUAUCGAAAGGACCGUUAGGUGAUGAGUACGAUCUACCGGACAAUAUGUGGGGUCAGCCAAGUGUAGCACAAGUCAAUGUCUUGCCAUUAGUUGAUUUGGUUAUAACUCACGGCGGAAACAAUACUAUUACCGAAACGUUUUCAUUUGGAAAGCCUAUGAUAGUUAUGCCACUGUUUGGCGAUCAGUUCGAUAACGCACAGAGAGUUCAAGAGAAAGGAUUUGGUAUACGACUCGAUGCCUACAAGUGCUCUGAAGAGGAACUAUUGACAGCUAUUGAAAGUCUAAUUGAAGACAAUAUUUUAGCUGAAAAGAUGCAAAAAAUAUCACAACAAAUUUUUGCGGAAAAUAGUUUAAUAAAAUUACCUCAAAUUUUGGAAAAUUUAGUCAAAACAUAUGUUAACUAA